AGUGCCUUGAAGGAAGUAUAAAAUGGAACAAAAUUUUGUUAGUUUAGAAAACUUUACGGAUUUUGUGUAUUAUGAUACAGAAUUUGAUAAAUCUCCGCCAGCUCGGGACUGGUGCGCCCACCUUGUACCCUGGUGGGGGGCCGGAGUAGGACAAGCUUCUCUUCUUCUCAUUCUUCUUAUUCUCUACAGACUCUUCAGAUUAUGCCCGAGUUUAAACUGUCCCCACGCUGCCAAUAUACUCACCCUGUACGUAAACCUAAGCUUGUGGGUUUGGGUCGUCUUCCUUAUCCUUGCCUUCACAACAUGUUCAAUAGGAUUAAACAAUGCGCUAGUGAUAACAGCAAUUGUAUUUGUUGCUGUAUUUGGCCUAGGCUCGGUUCUAGACUGCUUUUUUGGGACAGAAGGCUGGUAUUUGGUAGACUUGAAGCAUAUGACGGAUGCAAUCCAUCAACUAGAGAAGAUGAAAACUAGUCCUCCAGUACAGCGUGCACAUAUAGAAUAUUUUUUUAUAUCUCGAAAAGUGGUGACGUAUACAGAUCAUAGUGAUUUCCCCUUCUCCUCCUGGUCAGAUGUGUCAGACUGGCCAGUUCUGGAAACAAUAGCUAACCAGGGUAUUCUUAUUAUAGGUAUGAGUAUAGAACGGUUAGUAGAACCUGGAGAUCCAGAUACAAACCAAGCAUUCAUUAACUUUAGAAACAGAUUUGUGCAACAAAACUGCCAUAGAGAUGAACAAGUCAGAACCUGGGUCACGUCGGAGAUACCAGAUAUUGGAACAGAUCCUUCUCUCUUCAUCUCAACAAAACCUAAGGAACAGAUGCCCUUCAUCUUUAAGAUCGGAGUCUUUCUCAUCCUCUCAUCUUUCUGUUUGAGCUGCCCACUCAGAACUCUGAUAAGGAAAAGAACUAAACUCAUCCCACUCAAAGUCCGAAAGGUUUACUUUGCCGACCCGGAUAAAUUGAGUCCUUAUCUGGGUCCUAUGAACAAUGGACCCGGACACACAACCACACCUGGGUUCGGAGCUAAGGGAUCAAUGCUGCAUAAUGGAUCUCACUCUAUGCAAAAAGUACUGUUGGAUGCUGCUUUGAACCAGCAUGAACAUUUGUUGGAUUCUAACCCUUUAAACAACACCUUGCAUGCUCUCACCCCUAAUCUAGAUGUUGGUGAAAACCUGAUUUAUAAGAAUAUUUGCAAACCAGGGAAUCAAAAAUUCGUUCUGCUCUCCCCAAUGAUUGGAAGUAAACCCAUGAUCCUGUCUCCGAUAUUUGAGAGCAGGGACGAGAGGAAAGAGCAGAGCGGAUUUGUUCUCCUUCCAAUUCAAACUUUUGAGAAUACUCUUCCAAUCCCAACCUUUAGAGAACAGACAAACACUGACACAAACAUUCAAACACAAUCUAGAAUACUCUGUAAUACUCCCGUCAUCACUCCUCUUAGAUCCAUUAACACUUCAUUUGGUGUCGCUAGUUCUCCCUUUAGUACUCCCAACUCCUCAGUACAGAGUACAAGUACUGCCUGUACUGCUGUGAGGAGUUCUGAGUACAGUAUAUCUGUGCAAAACAAUCUAUCCUCCUCCACCACCACCCCCGCUCCUUUCUCUACGAUUUCAGAUCUAAAGGAUAUUUCUGGUUUGGAUAAAUCUAAUCUAAGAGGUGGACAGAUGGAUGGAUACAAUCUACAGUAUUCAACAAACCAACAGGGUUUGUACGGAAAGGAUCCAAUUUACCACGGAAAAGAUCCAAUGUAUCAAGGUAAAGAUCCCUCCUAUCUUGGAAAGGAUCCAUUGUAUCCAGGAAAGGAUCCCUUGUAUCCAGGAAAGGAUCCCCUGUACCCUGGAAAGGAUCCCUUGUAUCCUGGAAAGGAUCCCUUGUAUCCUGGAAAGGAUCCCUUGUACCCUGGAAAGGAUCUAUCAGGAGUUUACCUACCUGGAAAGGAUUACUAUGAUGAAUCCCUAUAUUCUGGAAGAAAAGCUGGUCCUCCAAUCAGUUUGCACAACAACUUUGGAGACGGAUAUUACGAAGAGGAGGAGAGACAUUAUGCAUCCUCAACCCAUCCAAGGGUUGCUAUGCUCAAGAACACAAAUAUUGAGACGGAUAUGAGAGGUCGAGAAUUCAGGGAAAACCGCAGGGUUCAUUAUCAGGAGCGAGAUUUCCGAAGACUGCAGAGUCCUAGUCCAGGACCAAGACAGAGAGCAGCAUAUCCAGGUCAGCAUCGGAGCAGACGAGCUGACGGAGACGAAUCCUGGACUCCUGGUUCAGGAUAUGGUUACCAACAAUCAUUUCCGGAGGAGGAAGUUCAAUAUAAUGCUUGAAGAAAAAAUAGGAAUUGUGUCGGUAGAAGAUUCAAGAACUCACUAAAUCUACUGUUUAGGAAUUGUGUCUGUAGAAGAUUGAAGAACUCACUAUUGUUAUAUUUACAAAUAUUGUUGACAUUUAUUUUCUAUCUAAAUCCUAUCCCGCAAAUUUACGUAUUGGGAACUUUUUCUAUGAUUUAUUUGUGAUUAAACCUGCAGAUUUAUAGAUUUGUUUGAUAAGAGAUUUAAUAAUAUAAAAUAUAUUGUUACUAAAAUAA
Eurytemora carolleeae is the source of this 2565-nucleotide messenger RNA. RefSeq lists its product as uncharacterized. The record is from RefSeq and is a predicted model, not a curated record. The transcript has 19 exons. Bases 23 to 2305 code for a protein of 760 amino acids. Lineage: Eukaryota; Metazoa; Arthropoda; Copepoda; Calanoida; Temoridae.